Drosophila novamexicana is the source of this 958-nucleotide messenger RNA. RefSeq lists its product as uncharacterized. The transcript is spliced from 2 exons. NCBI's taxonomy places the organism in Eukaryota, Metazoa, Arthropoda, Insecta, Diptera, Drosophilidae. The coding region runs from base 117 to 875 and encodes 252 amino acids. The record is from RefSeq and is a predicted model, not a curated record.
UUCCUGGUAGAUCACACAACUAAAAAAUUUAAUAGGCUUUUGAUAAAGUAUUUCCAAUCUUAAUUUUAUUCAUUAUAUUUUAGUCAAGUUUUGAAAGACAAAAAAAAAAAACGGGAAUGGCUGAAACUAACAAUAAGAAGCGCAAGCCGCUUCAGGACGAUUUCAUUGAAAUCGAGCCUCAAGCCAUGGACGUGGAGCCGCAGCCAGCAGCAAAUGAAAACGCGGCAAAAGAAGAGCAAGCGGAGCCGCCGGCAGAGGAGCCCACAACUGUGGACAAGACCGCAAAGAAGUCGCGUGUGCGCGCCAAGAAAACGCUGAGGCCAAGCGUCAUUCGGCGCAUUUGCCAGAUUCCCUCGAAAGAAAGCAAAGAGCUGAGCAACAACGACGCCGAGGUCAUGUACACGAACUCUCAGUUCGGGCAGCUGUUCGAUCCAUGCAGCCGUUCCGCUUGCAACAUGUGCACCUUGGCGCCGCGCCGCCGCACCAAGAUCAGAAACACGGCCAAGACCAGAAGCAAGUCCAAGCCAAAGCGCUCGGCGGCCGCAUCCAAGCGCAAGAUGACGGCCAAAGUCAAGCGACAUUGCACAACCGCCUGUGACAGGCGUUUGGCUGUUAAAUCCCUGCUAAAUUUCGAGGCAUCAAAUCGCUCGAUGCCCACUCAAUUGAAAAGGCGGACACGCCAAUGCCUCUGCACCGAGCUAAAUGGCCAGGUCUAUAAGCUGAUGGACUUGCCCAAUGGUGUGCACGAUGGCAGCUCUUUGAUGCUCUCUUUAAGACGUCGCCAGCUCAAACGCACCUUAUCGAAGCCUCGGCUGGCCACCAAGCGAAUAGUUGGCAAACGACCCACCAAUGGCCGAAAAGUAAACAAGAAUUAGGCUAAGUUCAAUCUCAAGAUUUUUUUUAAUUAUGUAAAGCAAAAGUUUAUGAUUUAAAUAAAGGAAGUGUAAUAUGUACGCAA